Pyrus x bretschneideri (Chinese white pear) is the source of this 1683-nucleotide messenger RNA. RefSeq names its product zinc finger protein WIP3-like. Gene Ontology annotation, biological process: regulation of gene expression; anatomical structure development. The coding region runs from base 85 to 1026 and encodes 313 amino acids. The record is from RefSeq and is a predicted model, not a curated record. Lineage: Eukaryota; Viridiplantae; Streptophyta; Magnoliopsida; Rosales; Rosaceae. Gene Ontology annotation, cellular component: nucleus. Gene Ontology annotation, molecular function: DNA-binding transcription factor activity. The transcript has 2 exons.
AGUGAAGCUUUCCCACAAAAGAUCUGGAUAAAUCCUCUGAGGAGAGAAUUCAUUAAGGAGAUCUCUCUUUCUCUCUCUCUACAGAUGGGUUUAUUGAACCAUCAUGUUGAAGACCAAAAUUUGUGCUUUCAAGCACCUCCUUUUAUUGAAUGGCUGAAACCACCUUCCUCUUUUUCAUCAUCGUCAUCAUCGUCAUCAUCUUCCUUUUGCAUAUCUGAGAAUAGCACUAUGCAAUGCUUGCCUCUUUUAAGCCGGUUUACGGACACCAAGCCGGUGAAAAUAGAAGAUGCUGGGGUGCAGAAAGAAGGUUAUGGGGUCAAAGAAGAGCAGAUGGAGAAAGUUACAGUUGCCUUGCACAUUGGACUGCCUAAUAGUACUAGCACUACUACAGGUGUUUACUCAGACACAUAUGAUCAGAAUAAGAAGGUUUUGAAUCUCAAGGAAGAACAAGUAGUCAUGAAAAAGAGCUUUCAUGGGUGUUCUUUUAACGCAGAAAGUAGGUUUUGGAUACCAACGCCUGCUCAGAUUCUUGUCGGGCCGAUGCAAUUUGCUUGCUCCAUUUGCAGCAAGACCUUCAAUAGGUACAAUAACAUGCAGAUGCAUAUGUGGGGCCAUGGAUCUGAAUAUAGAAAAGGGCCAGAUUCUCUAAAAGGAACACAACCAGCCGCAAUGCUGAGGCUACCAUGCUAUUGUUGUGCUCAAGGCUGCAAGAACAACAUUAACCACCCAAGAGCCAAGCCACUCAAAGACUUCAGAACUCUCCAAACUCACUACAAGAGAAAGCACGGAGCAAAGCCAUUCAUGUGUAGAAAAUGUGCCAAAACAUUUGCAGUUAAAGGCGAUUGGAGAACCCAUGAAAAGAACUGUGGCAAGCUAUGGUAUUGCACUUGCGGAUCUGAUUUUAAACACAAAAGAUCUCUCAAGGACCAUAUUAGAUCCUUUGGUAAGGGACAUUCUCCACACCCGUCUCUUGAGGGUUUUCACGAGGAUGAGAAGGAAUGCGUAACUGGUUCGGAAGAGGAAUGAGUUUUUAUCAAAACUAGCCAAAGUAAUUUGCCCCGUUUUCCCGAGAAAUAGCAUUUUUUUAUAAAACUUUUCAACAAUAGCCAAAAAUCUUGUUCCUAUCUCACACAUUUCGUUACACGUAACCUGAUGUGUGAGAUAGGAAUGAUAGGAAUGAGGGGUAAACUUUUGCUAGUUUUGAUAAAAACUCAUGAGGAGGCUUCAUCUUACAGAGCUUAUUCUCUUUCGUUGGUCGGGUUUAAGAUUUGAAAUUAUGGAAGGCAAAUAAUGAAGGUAAUUAGUAGGGUACGUACUAUAUAUAUCCAACCUUGUGCUCUGUAACAAAAAAUUCUCAGCAGCUUGCACACCAUGCACAUAGGGGAGCGGUUUGCUACGGAGCACUUGCUGUGUGUUAGGGAGUAAUUAAUAACUCCAAACAGUUUGCUUAGUGGUUUAAAUAUAAAUAAGUUGAUGAUUACUUGAAGUGAUGAAGCAGAUGAAUUUUCUUUCUCCUAUCAACUCAUGGUAGGUACCACAAAGUUACAGUCUUUUGUAGCAUCCCCCAAGGAGAAAAUUUAUCAGCUUCAUUGCCAACUAGUGAUCUAUUACAUGAUUGUUGUAUUAUCAAAUUGAAAUGUUUGGAUUCUGGAUAAUCAUCUAUAUGAUUUCUCUCUCGCUCUC